GGCCGGAGACGUGAGGCGAGGGGAAGCGAAGCCAGGCGACGCGACGCGACGCGAGGCUGGCUGGCUGGCUGGCUAGCUGCCUGUGUUAGGGCUCUCCGUGAGGGUUAUGGCUCACCAACGGCGUGCAUGUGAAGCAACCGCACCUGCCCUUUUGGACACUGGGAACACGGAGACAUGUCCAGAGACAGCAUGACGGCCGUGCGAGGAGCCCACGGUGGAAGCACCAGCAGCACCACCACCACCACCAGCAGCAACACCACCGCAGAGGCAGCGGCAGCGGCAGCGGCGGCGGCGGCGGCGGCGGCGGCGGCACCCAAAGAGAACGGCUACGCCGCGCCGAAGCCCGCUCCGCCCGGUGCCCGCUUCCAUCGCCCCUCCGCGCCCGCCGUUGACAGCCCCGUGACAGCCACCGGCGAGCUGACGCAGACGUGGGUGCAAUUCGCCAAGACCUUUGUGCUCAUUUUCCCAAUUUAUGCACUGGGCUACUAUGAGUUCAGCUUCAGCUGGAUGCUGAUCGGACUCGUGGUUUAUUUCUGGUGGAGGAGAAAUGCCUUUGAGAAGCGGAGUCGCCUGAGUCGGGCUUUGGCUUUCCUUGAGAGGGACGAGAGGAGCCUUGCGACGGCUCUGAGCACCUCGGACCUGCCUCCCUGGGUCCAUUUCCCCGACGUGGAGAGAGUGGAGUGGCUAAACAAGACGGUGAAGCAGAUGUGGCCCUACAUCUGCAAGUAUGUGGAGAAGCUGUUCCGAGACACGCUGGAGCCGGCCGUUAAGGAGUCCAACGGCCACCUCAGCACCUUUCGCUUCAGCAGGAUCGACAUGGGAGACAAACCUCCGAGGGUCAACGGCGUGAAGGUUUAUUCGGAGAACGUGGACCGACGGCAGAUCGUCAUGGAUCUCCAAAUCAGCUUUGUAGGUAACACAGAGAUCGACGUGGACAUCAAGCGCUACCACUGCAAAGCGGGAAUCAGAAGCAUUCAGAUUCACGGCGUGUUGCGUGUGCUGAUGGAGCCGUUGCUGGGCGACGUGCCUCUGGUCGGAGCGCUUUCUCUCUUCUUCCUCAAGAAGCCUCUUGUCGACAUCAACUGGACGGGCCUCACUAACGUGCUGGACAUUCCCGGGCUCACCGGACUUUCCGACAGUCUGAUUCAAGAUAUCAUCUCGUCCUAUGUGGUCUCGCCCAACCGGAUUACAAUCCCGCUGGUUGGAGACGUGGAACUGGCCCAGCUUCGCUUCCCCAUGCCCAAGGGAGUGCUUCGGAUUCACUUCUUGGAAGCUCAGGAUCUGGAAGGCAAGGAUAAAUUCCUGGGCGGGCUCAUCAAGGGCAAGUCGGACCCUUACGGCAUCCUGCAGAUCGCCAAUCAACUCUUCCAGAGCAAGACCGUCAAGGAGAGCCUUCACCCCAAAUGGAACGAAGUUUUCGAGGCUUUGGUUUACGAGCAGUCGGGUCAGCACCUCGAGAUCGAGUUGUUUGACGAGGAUCCCGACAAAGACGAUUUCCUGGGGAGUCUGAUGAUCGACAUGACGGAGCUGCACAAAGAACAGAAGGUGGACGAGUGGUUCGACCUGGAGGAGGCGCCGACCGGCAAGCUCCACUUGAAACUGGAGUGGCUCUCUCUGCUGUCCACGUCGGAGAAGUUGGAGCAGGUGCUGCGAAGCGUGCGAGCAGACAGGAGCCUGGCCAACGACGGCCUGUCGUCGGCGCUGCUGGUCGUCUAUUUGGACUCGGCCAAGAACCUGCCGAGCCUCUUCAGCGGCAGCUUAGGCUGCGGCAAUUUAAGCGAGAGACGAGCGUCCGGCCUGGUGUUUUGCGACAGCGACAGCUCCGAGUAUCGCACCGUGGGCUCGGCCAAGAAGAGCAGCAGCGAGCCCAGCCCUUACGUGCAAUUAACCGUCGGGCACAAGACACAAGAGAGUAAGAUUCGCUACAAGACCAAGGAGCCAUUGUGGGAGGAUUCCUUCUCAUUUCUAGUUCACAAUCCCAGGAGACAGGAGCUGGAGGUCGAGGUGAAAGACGAAAAGAGCAAAUGCACCUUGGGCAAUCUGAGCGUGCCGCUGAGCGGCCUCCUGGCCGAAGAGGACAUGACGCUGACGCAGUGCUUCCCGCUCAACGACUCGGGUCCCAGCUCCAGCAUCAGAUUCAAAAUGGCCUUGCGGAUCCUGUCACUGGAGAAGCAGGUCUCAUCAGACCAACCUUCUUCAGUCCGGGUCCGCAAGUCCAGUGUACCCCAAGCGGCCGCCUGGACCAGAGCGAGCGCCUCGUCCUCGCCGCCGCCUGGUUCGCCAUGCCCGGCGCCCCCUCCGGCGCACGCCUCCUCCGCGACGCUGCAUCAUGGGGACGGCGAGCCGUACGGCGCCGUCCCGCCGCCGCCGCCGCCGCGCAGCGUCUCCAGCCUGUGCGUGGGCAUCUCAGCCUCCCGGAAGCACUUGGCCCACAGCGAGUCCACGCCCAGCCUGGCCUCGGACGUCUCGCUGCCCUUCGCCGCUUUGGAGCUCCGGCAGAGGCUAGGGCGGCUGCACAACGGCUCCACCUCCAGCCGGUUCCUCCUGGGUGAGGUCCACCUGACCAUUCGACACAGCGUCCAACGCAACAAGCUCAUCGUGGUGGUUCACGCGUGCCGCAAUUUGAUGGCUUUCUCGAAAGACACCUCGGAUCCUUUCAUCCGCCUCUACCUGCUGCCCGACAAGAGUCGCACGGGCAGGAGGAAGACCGGCACGGUGAAAAGGAGCCUCAACCCUGUUUACGAUCAAACGUUUGAAUUCAGCGUGUCCAUCGUGGAGCUCCACAGGAGAACGCUAGAUGUCGCCGUGAAGAACGGAGGGAACAUCUUGUCCAAACCCAAAGGCCUUUUGGGAAAAGUGCUGGUCCAUUUAAGUGGAGAAGAUAUAGCCAAAGGAUGGACGCAAUGGCAUGAGCUGAGCGAAGACGGUUUGCCGUCUCAAAGGAACAUCGAGGAGACAUUUACGUCGUGAUUUGUUUGGCUGAAUUUCGUAAACCUUUUAUUUCCACACUACAUUUUUGUCAGCAUGCCUUUUCCCAUACUGACCGUCGUCGGCGCAUCCAAAUAUUGUAACAUAUUGUCAUCAUAAUGAAAGGUCUCGUCGCUGUUUGUGAUAUUGCUCGUUUGUAACUUGGCAGGGCAUUAAAAAAAAAAAGAAAAAAAAAAGAAUGUGACAAAUUCUUACCAAAGGAGCAGAAUGAGUCCCGCAGGUGGUGUUUAUAUUUUGUCCUCCCUCGUGGAUGCUUUUGACUUUUGUUUGUUUAUUUAGUCUGAUUUCAAACAUGGAAUGCACAUCAAACGGAAUGCUUUGUGUAUUUCUAGGUGGACUUUGUGCAAUAUAGUUUUCUUUCCUUUUGGACAUGCAUGGUCCUUUUGUGGGCAUUUUAUAGGGCUAGGCAAAAGAUGGAGGAAAAAAAUAGAGCUACUUGAAUGGAGGGGAUUCAGAUGUGAGGCAAGAAACUAGACGAGAGACAGACAACUCGUGCUUUUUUAAUAUGCUGGGCUGACAGCAAACUGUCUAAAACAAAGGUUUCUAUCUCUUUUUUGCUAUGCGGUUAUAACUGUUUGUGUUUGUUGAAGCUUUUUAAUCUAUCACGUGCCUUAAAAAAAGGGAAAAACCUCACCACCGUGUAACUUCCGCCUUCUUAAAAGUUAUUCAUUUUGAAUGAUGUGUGGCUUUUUGAUGAAUAAAUUGUUUCCUUUCUGAAAA
Molecule: messenger RNA, 3708 nt
Organism: Syngnathus typhle (broad-nosed pipefish)
Lineage: Eukaryota; Metazoa; Chordata; Actinopteri; Syngnathiformes; Syngnathidae
Gene: esyt2b
Product: extended synaptotagmin-like protein 2b
Exons: 23
Coding region: 175-2970 (931 amino acids)
Biological process (GO): lipid transport
Molecular function (GO): lipid binding
Source: RefSeq, a predicted model, not a curated record